UUCUUCCACCAUUAUCUGUGACAAAGGAGGGUGUGGUCACAUGACGAUGUCGUCAUAAGGCAACAUGGCGGAAGUGAAGCUUGUUGUGAUCGUUUCAGUGAUUGUUUUGGUGUCUGUUUUGCCCUCAUUCGCCUCUUCUUGGAGAUCAUCGCAGCGUAAAGUCAGCCCAUUGUUGGUGGAGGAGCAGAUAAUAUGGCUCGCCGGUGGAGGCCAGGGUGGCGUGAGUUCGUACCGUAUCCCACUGCUGUCCCGUACUCCGAGGGGGCACCUCGUCGCCGUGUGUGAAGCCAGGAAGUACAACAGCGGCGAUGCUGGGGAAAAAUUUCUGGCCAUCCGCAGGUCAGAGGACAAAGGUAUGACAUGGCAGCCACUAGGAUAUGUGUUAGAUGAUGGAACCUACUUCGACGGUAUUGGACUGGGCUCCAUCCUCGUAGACGAUGAAACUGCGACCAUGUUUAUCUUCUACUCUCACUGUCCUCACUUUGACAAGUGUACGUUUUCUACAACGUACGUGGUGAACAGUACAGACGAUGGGAAGACCUGGGGACAGCCUGUCAACAUCACAGGCAUGAUCAGGAUGCAUGGCAGGGAGUUUGAGACGGGACCAGGGUUUGGAAUACAGAAAAAGCAUGCACCCUACCAAGGUCGUUUGGUCACAUGUGGCCAUUCCAGUCCACUAAACAGGAUGAUCACUUGUGCCUUCAGUGAUGACCACGGCAAAACCUGGGCAGCAGGACAGGCCCUUCUGUCUCUUCCCCUUACCGGCCGACAUAAACUUGGAGACUUUGUUCCAGGGGAGUCUGAGCUAGUAGAACUUCCUGACGGAUCCAUAGUGAUCAACGCUAGGAACCAGUACCACUACCACUGCCGCUGCCGUAUCGUGUUCCGUAGUUUUGAUGGCGGAGAGACGUUCCCCCUGCAGCACCUGUACUUUGAUGAGACCCUGGUGGACUCGGCAGUGGCUGCAGGGCUGUACUACCAUGAUGGAGUCAUGUUCUUCAGCAACCCUGCCAACGACAAGUCAAGGGAGGAUAUGACUCUACGUUGGAGCUAUGACAAUGGUACGACCUGGGCUGGAUCGUACCAAGUCUGGCCUGCAGCUGCAGCCUACUCCACCCUCAUGAUGCUGCACACAGACGCUGAGGACAGCAGAUUCAUCUAUCUUCUGUACGAGAAGGGACAGAAAAAUGCUUACUCCACCAUUUCUCUGGCAAAAAUUAGUUUAUAUGGAGAGCUAUGAUUAAUGCUGUCUUCUCACCAUUGUUAGGGUGAGAAUAUGGUAUCUGGUGAUGUAUUUAUCUUAUGGUGUAUUUUCCUCAUAACUUUUUUUGAGGGAGAAUCAAGCUUUUGUAUAUGUUGACACGUAACAAAAAUGUGAUAAAAAAGCAAUGAGCAAAGUACAUGACUGUACAUAUACACAACAUUGAAUGUAACUGAAUUUGUUGGAUGGAUGAACGUGUUACAUACAUAAUCAUGUGGCUAAGACGACCAAAUUCUUCAAGAAUAACUUCUACAAUUCAAAGCCAUUUUUAUAAGUAUUUAUGACUGUGUAAGAGCAAUUGUCUCAGGUUUUGUUUCUUUAUACUACAAAAUGUACAUGUAGUAUUCAUGUAUUUUUAUAAUCAUUAUUCAUUAUAUCCUUUUGGAGUAGUCGUGGAUGGUCACAUACAGUAUCAGUAAUCAUACAUUUUACUUUAAAAUGUACAAAUAUGUAUGUGCUAAUGCAGUAUUUAAAAAAUGUUUGCCUUACUCAAUGGAGGACCAAGGCGUUUGACUAGGAAACUUUUAUACAACAUAUCUAUUCUAACCGUUAUGUAGGAAGUGCACUUAUGAUGCCAACGCUGCUGCUGAUGUAAAAAUGAGUGAGUUGUGUUAACUCCUUCCAAAAUAGAUGUGACUGGACAAAAAGUAAAACCUUGCAGCUUAUUCUUGUAUAUGACAUCCUUACUCAGUCUUGUCAUGUUUGUUGCAGGGCUAGAUAAGGUAGCUAUGGUAUUGUGGUUUGUGAACUUAAUGAUAAAGACAUGACAACGACCAACGUAAACUUGAAAAUUUGUAUUGCUCUUUUUAUGUAUUAAGCACUGUAAGAAGCUCCUUGGCAAGCUAUACAAAUUUUGGUGUCAAAUGCCACCCAUAUAUACGUAUAGGCUAAUGUUCAAUCUCUUUGUACAUGAAUAUACAGUUGAGUACUUGGA
Messenger RNA from Branchiostoma floridae (Florida lancelet), 2195 nucleotides. RefSeq names its product sialidase-1-like. Gene Ontology annotation, molecular function: exo-alpha-sialidase activity. Gene Ontology annotation, cellular component: membrane; lysosome; cytoplasm. Lineage: Eukaryota; Metazoa; Chordata; Leptocardii; Amphioxiformes; Branchiostomatidae. The record is from RefSeq and is a predicted model, not a curated record. The coding region runs from base 65 to 1240 and encodes 391 amino acids. Gene Ontology annotation, biological process: ganglioside catabolic process; oligosaccharide catabolic process. The transcript has 6 exons.